AUGGUCUACAACAAUGUUAAACGCAAGAGAUCAUGGAGUAAAAAAGAUGAACCGGUUCAAAGCACUUCGAAAGCCGAUAUUCAUCAAAAAAAGCUUCUACCGGACAACAUAACGAUCAAUUCUGAAGUGUACUGUCAUCAGCUGGACAAAUUGAAUGAUUCACUUAAACAGAAAAGGCUAGAAUUGAUCAAUAGAAAAGGUGUAGUGUUCUACCAAGAUAAUGCGAGACCUCAUACAAGUUUAGUAACUCGCCAAAAGCUUUUACAGCUUGGAUGGGAUAUACUGCCACCAUAUUCUCCAGAUCUGGUACCUUCUGAUUAUUAUUUGUUCCGGUCUCUACAAAAUUUUUUAGACGGUAAAACCUUUACUUCAAAUGAGGAAGUCAAAAAUCACCUGGAUCAGUUUUUUGUCAGCAAAGAACAAAAAUUUUAUGAGCAUGGAAUCAUGCUACUGCCAGAAAGAUGGCAAAAGGUAAUAAUGGCACCCGCUGCAGAACUGACGGCGAUUCCGGCCAGAACGAAAAUAGAUGGAGUAUCUAAAAUAUCCAGUUCUUAUUAUCUUGGAAUGGAAUUUUGA
Molecule: messenger RNA, 576 nt
Organism: Trachymyrmex septentrionalis
Lineage: Eukaryota; Metazoa; Arthropoda; Insecta; Hymenoptera; Formicidae
Product: histone-lysine N-methyltransferase SETMAR-like
Exons: 3
Coding region: 1-576 (191 amino acids)
Molecular function (GO): nucleic acid binding
Source: RefSeq, a predicted model, not a curated record